CGGGCCCAAUCGUGCACAGUAUCACGCACUCAUGAUGGGUCUUCCUGUCAUUGCGCAUUCGGCCGCGUACACGAAUGAAGAGUACCAAUCGACACAUCUAAACCUCUUUAAAAAUUCAAUUACCACUCCCCUUAAGCCCGUCUUACCUCCUGGGGUGACGCAAUAUGCCUUCGAUGCUGCUAUUCUUCGGUACAUGGCUGCCGUUGGCCACGAGCAAGUGCUGAAAGGGAAUGCGCUCUCCGAGUACAUCGACCCAUACGAGCUAUGGGAAUCCGAAGGAAAGCGCAGAAUGCCGAGUGCUGCAGUACGACCGAAGACUGUUGAGGAGUUGCGAAAAGUAUUGGAGAUUUCCAACGAGUAUAGUAUUCCUGUGUGGACCUUCUCUAGAGGCAAAAACCUCGGCUACGGAGGUCCAGCUCCUCGCGUCAACGGUUCAAUAGCCCUCGACUUGCACCGAAUGAACAGGAUACUCGAAGUCAACGGCGAUUACUCAUAUGCCGUCGUUGAACCCGGAGUGACAUUCACCGAACUGUACGAGUAUUGCGUGAAACACAAACUGAAAGUCUGGCCUUCUGUCCCCUCUCUAGGCUGGGGCUCUGUAGUUGGUAAUACAGUCGAUCGAGGUACAGGCUUUACUCCCACGGCGACACAUCAUCAGCAUAUCUGCGGAUUGGAAGCCAUGCUGGCGAGUGGGGAAUUGGUCCGAACAGGGCAAUUUGCCGUGUCUGGCUCUCCGUCUUCGCAUCUCUCGAAGUUUACCUUCGGUCCUAGCAUCGAAGGGCUUUUUCUACAAUCGAACCUCGGUAUAGUGACUAAACUAGGUAUAUGGCUCACUCCCGCCCCACAAGCCUUCCUCUCUUGCUCGUUCGACAUGCCCGAUUUCGAUGAUGUGGAGACGAUUGUUGAUGUCUUUGGGCCGUUGCGACGCGAUGGACUUCUGCCCAAUACUGUGUAUGUAUCCAACCUUGUGGAAUGGCUUGGUAUGAUGGGAAAGCGCGAAGAGUUGUGGCCAGAAUCCGGACCCAUUCCCCAAUGGCGACUCAAGGAGCUUCAGAAACAACUUGACAUCGGUUACUGGAACGCCAAAUUCGGGCUUUAUGGCCAACGCGACGUGAUCCAAGCUCACUUCGACGAGCUGAAAAAAAUCGUAGGACAGAAGGCCCCGAAGGGUCGAUUGAGAGGGCAAAUGUUCUCAGCUGCAGAUGGUGAGAUUCUAGACGCAGAAUCUAUACCUGAGCCUCACGGCGGAUUUUUCGUGGGCGUUCCCAGUCUCUGGAGUCUGCCAAUGGUGAAGUUCAGGCUACCGAAGGAUGGUGGCGGCAUUGGGGCUCACUACGAUUAUAGCCCAAUCAUUCCAUCGAGUGGGAAGACUGUGCUAGAAUGGGUUCGGACUGCGAAAAAAAUAUGUGAAGCGGAAUCCUUUGACCUCUUUUGCGACUUCUUCAUGCACGAACGCCACGUCAUUUUCGUUAAUAUGAUGACAUUUGACAAGACCAACAAAGAACAUCGCCAGGCUGUAGAGACGAUAUUUCACAGCUUAUUUGCAGAGGGCAAGAAACGCGGGUUUAGCAAGUAUAGGAGCCAUGUCAAUACCAUGGAUCUUGUAGCAUCCCUCUAUGACUUCAACGACUACGCAUAUAGGCGCUUUGUUGAGAAGAUCAAGGACGCUCUCGAUCCGAACGGCAUUCUCUCCCCAGGAAAGCAGGGCAUUUGGCCGCGCCGCUUUCGCGAGAACGAGAAACUAAAGGCGCAUCUCUGA
This is a messenger RNA of Lindgomyces ingoldianus, 1759 nucleotides long. RefSeq names its product FAD-linked oxidase-like protein. NCBI's taxonomy places the organism in Eukaryota, Fungi, Ascomycota, Dothideomycetes, Pleosporales, Lindgomycetaceae. The coding region runs from base 32 to 1759 and encodes 575 amino acids. Gene Ontology annotation, biological process: lactate catabolic process. Gene Ontology annotation, cellular component: mitochondrion. Gene Ontology annotation, molecular function: D-lactate dehydrogenase (NAD+) activity; D-lactate dehydrogenase (cytochrome) activity; FAD binding. The record is from RefSeq and is a predicted model, not a curated record. The transcript has 4 exons.